This is a messenger RNA of Anthostomella pinea, 2052 nucleotides long. NCBI's taxonomy places the organism in Eukaryota, Fungi, Ascomycota, Sordariomycetes, Xylariales, Xylariaceae. The record is from the annotation of a GenBank genome assembly.
AUGCCCGCCGCCGCUGACGUCGACUCCAAAUCGGCCCUGGUGCCGCUAUGCCACAUCGUGACGCCAGUCGGCAUGCUCGGGUACGGCUUCAACGAAGACCAGACGCUGGCCGUGCUCGCUCCGCUGGUCGCCACCAAGGUGCCUACCGCUCUGAUCCUGGAUUCGGGCUCGACCGACAGCGGGCCGGGCAAGCUGGCGCUGGGCGAGAUGAGCGCCCCGCGGAGCUCGUACGCCAGAGACCUGUCCAAGUUGUUGAAGAUGGUGCAUGCUUUCAAAGUCCCGCUGAUCUUCAGCUCGGCUGGCGGAGAUGGCACGGAUGAGCAUGUCAAGGAGAUGGUGAAGGUUAUUGAAGAGAUCGCCGCUGAGGAAGGGAACGAACACUACUCUCUAAAGACAAUUUCAAUCUUCUCCGAGAUCGAGAAACAGGUAGUCCAGGACAGGCUCCAGGCCGGCGCCAUCACCGGCUGCGGCGCAUGUGUCCCAGACCUCACAACAGAAGACAUCGCGGACUCCCCCCGCAUAGUUGGCCAAAUGGGCCCCGAGCCCUUCCUCGACGCCAUGAACGCCAACCCGGACUUCAACAUCAUCGUCGGCGGGCGCGCCUACGACCCCUCUCCCUACGUCGGAUACGCGUCGCACAUCUCCGGCAUCGACCUUUCCAACUGGGCCUCCGAGAAAGUCCGCCGCCAAUUCGGUGGCUACACCCACAUGGGUAAGAUCAUGGAGUGCGGGGGACUCUGCGCACAGCCCAAGUCCCACGGCGCAGUGGCAUCGGUCUAUCGGAACGGCACGUUUGAUAUCACGCCGAUGGAUCCGCAGGCACGCUGCACGCCGCUGUCGGUGGCGGCGCAUACGCUGUAUGAGAAGUCGCGGCCGGACAUCCUGCAUGGGCCUGGCGGGUAUCUUGACCUGAACACUGCGGCGUAUGAACAGCUGCAGGACGAUAGGACGGUCAGGGUGCGUGGGAGUAUGUUCCACUUUGCCCAAGAGAGCGGGCUGCCGUAUCAAGUCAAGCUGGAGGCGGCGAAGGUAAUCGGGUACCGGACCAUCACUAUGGGAAGCUUCCGCGACCCAAUUCUAUUAGGCCAGAUCGACGAGCUGCUCCGACGCGUAAAGCAAUACGCCGAAGAGCAACACCGCGGUGUCCCCGGCACCUGGGAGCUCGACUUCCACCGCUACGGCGGGCCCAAUGGGACAGCGCCGCUGGCGCCGAGCGGUGCACCGCCUAGCGAGCUGUUCAUCAUCGCCGAGGUCCUGGCGUCGACACAGGAUUUGGCGACCAGCGUGGCGGCGGCGGCCAAGAUCGCUUGCACGCACGGAAGCUACCCCGGCCAGAAGGCAACGUCAGGUAACUUUGCGUUCGGUAUUGGUGGGAAGAUGACGAUCCCACUGGGACCUUGUGCGGAGUUCUCAAUCUACCACCUGAUGGACCUUAAGGAGGGAGAAGAGCGCCUUGCUCUCGAUUGUGAGGCCGAGUCGGCGGAGCAGAUCGGAGCCAAGGGCAAUGGAGUUGGCACUAGACGGAAGAUGCUCUUCUCGCAAACCGUGUCGAACCUUGGUAAAGGGCAGAGAUCUUCGCUUCCAGACGAGGAGACGAUUUCCGCUCCCUUCCCAUCGAAAGCCAUCAAAUCAAACAAAAGCAGCUCAACAGGCCACCCCAACGGAACCAACAGCAGCCAGACGCCCAUGCAACCUACGCAAUUCAUAUCCUCCGGCACGAUCGGCGAAGUAGCCCGCAUCGUGCGAUCCAAGAACGCCGGCCCGUACGAGAUCACCUUCGACAUCAUGUUCUCCUCCCCAGAAGUCUUCCGCACAGUCAAGGAGUCGGGCUUCCUGUGCCAAAAGACGGUGGCGAGCGCGCUGGGCGUGCCGGAGACGGACAUCGUGUGGAGCGGCUUCUUCGACCCGGCGCUGGCGUUCAAGGCGACGAUACCGCGCGUGCGGGCUGGGAGGCGCGUGCCGGGGGGCAGUUUCAUGGAGAACGAUGUGCAUGGCUCGCAGCAGUAUCUGCCGCUGAUGUACUUGAAAUUGCCGGAGGAGCUGGUGGUGUAG